AUUUUGAAUGCUAGUAAACAAGUGGCUAUUUAUAUACAUACAUAUAUACAAACCCAAAGAAAAUGACGGCAAUGGAGUUCAAAUGGGACUCUGAAAAACGACACGGUAAAUAGUGAAUCUGACACGGGAAAAAAAUGAAAGGCUAAAACCAGAUUCCUCCAAAAUCUAGCAGACACCCUUUCUUUCUUAACCAUCCAAUUGUUUCAGAUUCUCCAUUAAAGCUCCUUCUUUUUGCCUUGCUUUCCCCAAAGUUCACACCUUUGUUCACUGCCCCUGUUGAUACUUAUGGUCUUUUUUCUGGGUUUUGUGAACUUCUUCUUCUCUUUUAGAUCAUAAAACUGAGAUAUUGGAUACGGAUACUUUAGUUUUUUGUUUGGAUUUUGUUGAGGGGUCAGCCCUUUUUCCGUCGAGCAGCCGAUCAUAUUGUCCCCGGAGACUCUACACUUGGUUUUAUCCGAAGGUUUGAUCUCCCAACUUCGAGGAGAACCCAAUGAUUUCGUGGAGUUUGGGGGAAUCACCAAAUAAAUAUUUAGCAUUUGACCUCAUGCCUUUAUAUGGCAUUAGUGGCCUAUAUAAUGCUGGGUGAAGAUAUUAAUGAUUCUGAAGGGGAGAUUAAGGUGAGUUUCGGCUAUCAAUGCAACAGUGGCGGCGAUGGUAUUCCAAGUGGGGCUGUGAAAGGGGUCGAGUCCAGAAGUGAUAUACCGAGGAACGGUAGUUUCUCGUGUUUGUCUGGUGCUGCCUUAAGUGCCAAUGCUACAUUGGCCAACACAAAUAUCUGCAAUGGUCUAAUAGGAUCUGAUAUUCUUCCCAGUCUAGAUUCCCCUAACUCAUUUCGUAGGGUUCCGUCUUCUCCAUCUCUUUCGAGAUUGGAUAUAUUAUCAUCUUCCCUACAAAGCAGUAUGUCGAAUUUAAGUUGUAGUCCACCGAGUCCGGUCGGUUCAUACGAAACCGAUUCAUAUAUAUUGAAAACCAUGAGUGUUCCCACUAGAAGUGAUAGUUUCCUUAAUGCUGUUGAAGUUCAAGUGGCGGGUGGAGCUGCAGGUGAAGAUCGGGUUCAAGCUGUUUGUUCCGAAGAGAACGAAUGGCUUUUUUGUGCUAUCUAUGAUGGCUUCAACGGGAGGGAUGCUGCUGAUUUUCUCGCUGGGACGUUAUACGAGACCAUAAUGUUUAACUUCAAUUUACUCGACUCAGAAUCAAAGCAGUAUGUUCCCAGUAUCGACACUGCAAGUGAUGAAAGCUCGUAUUUGGAAAUGGAAGUGUCUUCUCGUUCAUUUAGGAAUGGAGUACUUGAUAUCCUUCAUCGAGCUUUAAGUCAAGCGGAGAAUGAUUUCUUGUACAUGGUAGAACAGGAAAUGGAAGACCGUCCUGAUUUAGUUUCAGUAGGAUCUUGUGUUUUGGUUAUGCUUCUUCAUGGAAAUAAUUUGUACACGCUCAAUUUAGGUGACAGUCGAGCUGUAUUGGCAACAUUUGAUGAAGGCAACGACAUGGAUCAGUCUGGAAGAUUAAAAGCUAUUCAGCUCACCGAUAGUCAUACCGUCGAUAACGAACUUGAAAAAACUAGACUCUUGAGUGAGCAUCCUGAUGACUCGAUGCCCGUAAUUGCUGGAAAAGUGAAAGGAAAAUUGAAGGUCACUCGUGCUUUCGGAGUAGGUUACUUGAAAAAGAAGAAACUGAAUGAUGCAUUGAUGGGAAUUCUUCGAGUUCGAAACCUCAUUAGCCCCCCGUAUAUCUCCACCGAACCAUCACUAAACGUGCACGAAAUAUCGAAAUCCGAUCACUUCGUAAUAAUUGGCAGCGAUGGCUUAUUCGACUUCUUAAGCAACGAAGAAGCAGUGAAGCUCGUCCAUUCUUACAUCUCAAGCAAUCCUUCUGGAGAUCCUGCAAAAUUUCUCGUGGAGCAGCUUGUAAUAAAAGCGGCUCAUUCUGCAGGUUUCAGUAAGGGAGAAUUGUUGAACAUUCCGGCUGGUAGGAGGAGGAAAUACCACGAUGAUGUUACCGUUAUCGUGAUUAUUCUCGGAACGAAUCAUCGAACUUCAAAAGCGUCAACCUGUAUUUGAAUCUUAUGUAUUUCAUUCAACAACCCUAAAUCAUUGUAUAUAUAAGCUUAAAUUCAGAUAAUUUUCAUCUUGAUUUGUUGUAAAACAAA
Gossypium arboreum is the source of this 2146-nucleotide messenger RNA. Its product is annotated as probable protein phosphatase 2C 40. The coding region runs from base 555 to 2057 and encodes 500 amino acids. Gene Ontology annotation, molecular function: protein serine/threonine phosphatase activity. The record is from RefSeq and is a predicted model, not a curated record. The transcript has 5 exons. NCBI's taxonomy places the organism in Eukaryota, Viridiplantae, Streptophyta, Magnoliopsida, Malvales, Malvaceae. Gene Ontology annotation, biological process: protein dephosphorylation.